CACCAUGUCGCAAAAGGCAGCUAACAUCCUGAAACUGUUCGACCGCCCUACCGAACCUUCUUUCAUGCCGAAGGGUAAUGACAAUACAGUCUUUGAAGCUCCUUCCAAGUACCUUAAUGACCGUUUCAAACCGAUAAAGAGCGACCUGGAGAACCGAUUCGGUUCCUCUAACAAAAUCCAAGUUAAGGACAUCAACUUGCCCGACCUCUCCCUGCCUGAGAUGCUUCCUCGCAGGUCCAACUUCUCCCUCUUUAUCCCGUCUCACCGGAAGAUGGCAGCGCGGAUGAUCGAGGUCUUCGUUGGAAUGAGAUCCUUGGAUGACUUCAUGGCUGUUGCCGUAUACUGCCACGAUCGAAUGAACCCUUACAUGUUCAUAUACGCCUUGUCUGUUGCCAUCCUCCAUAGACCAGACACUCAAGGAUUGCGGAUACCUUCCCUUUGUGAAGUGUUUCCUGACAAAUUUAUGGAUCGCGCCUUGUUCUCUCAGGCGAGGGAAGAAUCAAACUUAGUACCUGAAGAAUCGAGGAUUCCAUUAGAAAUUCCUAGAGAUUACACAGCCUCCGAUCUCGACAUUGAACACAGAGUGGCAUAUUUCAGAGAGGAUUUAGGAAUCAAUCUACACCAUUGGCAUUGGCAUUUGGUUUAUCCAUUUGAUGCUCCUCGUGAAAUAGUCAACAAAGAUAGGAGAGGAGAACUUUUCUUUUAUAUGCAUCAGCAAAUUAUGGCUAGAUACAAUAUGGAGAGGCUCUGUAACAACCUCGCACGUACCAAAAGAUUGGUGAACUGGAGGGAUCCUUUGGAAGAAGGGUAUUUUCCUAAAUUGGACAGUUUGGUUGCUAGCAGAGUGUGGCCGCCUAGGUUUGCAAAUACUAAGCUCAACGAUGUUUAUAGAGAAAUAGAUCAAAUCAAAUUCGACCUUCAAGAUUUGGAAAGAUGGAGGGAUAGAAUAUAUGCUGCAAUCCAUAGUGGAACCGUAGUAAAUGAUGAAGGACAGUUCGUGGAGCUAUCAGAAACUCGAGGUAUUGACAUUUUAGGAAAUAUCCUAGAAUCUAGUAUUUUAUCAAUCAACACGAACUUGUACGGUGACAUUCAUAACCUCGGCCAUGUCGCUAUAGCGCUUUGUCAUGAUCCAGAUGGCAGAAAUCUUGAAACAUUUAGCAUAAUGGGAGACCCAGCUACGGCCAUGAGAGAUCCUAUCUUCUACAGGUGGCAUGCCUUCGUCGAUGACAUAUUUCAAGAACACAAAAACACACUACCACGUUAUACUCAGCAACAGCUCGAAUAUCCGGGAGUAAAAAUAACUUCCAUCGAAGUACAAACAGACGGGCAGGCCCCCAAGAACAGACUUCAAACGUUCUGGCAACAGAGUGAUGUCGAUCUGUCGCGCGGUAUGGAUUUUACACCGAGGGGCAAUGUUUUCGCAAGAUUUACACAUCUCCAGCACAGACCAUUUACCUAUAAAAUUCAGGUUGAAAACAACGGCGGCCCAAAGAUGGGAACUUGUAGAAUCUUCAUGGCUCCUAAAUUUGACGAAAGAGGCCUCCCCAUGCUUUUCAGAGAUCAAAAGCUCCUCUUCGUUGAGUUGGAUAAAUUUACUGUUAACUUGAAGGCAAACAAGAACACGAUCACUCGUAAAUCUACCGAAUCAUCUGUGACGAUCCCAUUCGAAAGAACUUUCAGGAACUUAGACGCUGGAAGGCCUACAGAAGAAGGUGAGUUGGAGGAGUUCAACUACUGCGGGUGCGGCUGGCCGCAGCACAUGCUCAUCUGCAAGGGCACUGCCGAAGGCUUCCCGUGCGAGCUCUUCGUCAUGAUUUCCAACAUUGCUGAUGACAGGGUGGAACAAAAGGGAAGCCAGGGCCAGUGCAGCGACGCAGCUAGCUAUUGCGGCAUCAGGAACCAGCUUUACCCCGACCGGCGCUCCAUGGGGUACCCCUUCGACCGUCUUCCUCGGCAAAGGGUGGACACACUUCGUCAAUUCCUAACACCCAACAUGAUGGUCGUCGACGUCGCCGUCCAACACACAAACCAGGUCGUAGAGCGCCAGUCUCAGUCUCAGCCUCCAGCCAGGAGGAAUUGAAAGUAACUAAGAUUUUACGUGCAACAAUAAUAAUACAAAACCACUUA
Nezara viridula (southern green stink bug) is the source of this 2127-nucleotide messenger RNA. NCBI's taxonomy places the organism in Eukaryota, Metazoa, Arthropoda, Insecta, Hemiptera, Pentatomidae. The record is from the annotation of a GenBank genome assembly.